UUUAACCAAACAGCCACACUAUUAUUUAAAAUAAUGCCACACUAUUAUUCGACAAGGACAGUAUAUUUCUGACGUCACAGAAAAUGUUUCACUAAUUUAAGUCACCGUGUACUGUUUUCUCUCUCCCCAUUGUUGUUCGAGGACCCUUGUGGAGGAAAUACAAAUGUGAAUAGAGAAAAGACAUGAAUGGCAUCCAUCAAGAAGCUGCUAAACUGUGCAGAGAGGGCGACAAAAUAUUGUUUUCUGGUGAUCCUGGAAAAGCUGCAGCUCUGUACACCCAUGCUUUCCAAAACCAUGCCGGAUCGGCUGUGGCACACAUGCGCGGUCUCCACCCGUGCCGUUUGGAGGAGGUGAUCUCGAUGCUGGAAGCCUGGCUUAAUGUAGUUUCCCCUAACUCAAUUGAGGGGCUUAGCAAAGGUCUUGUGGCUGUAUUCCUGUCCACGUUAUGCCCCAAUAAUAUUUCUGCUUCUGUUUUUAAAAUGGAGUCUGUCCUGCAGGGAGCAGGUCAUGGUUCGGAUGAGAUCUUUGCGCGGUGCUCCACUCUUUUAGAGGGAAAAAAAAUGUCCAGACCAGGAGGCCAAACACGGUUAGUUCUAGAGCUCACAAGAGCACUGGCCUGCUUGCUUUCAGACCUGCGAAAUCCCGAAGGUCCUCAGCUCUAUCUGCAGGCCUUUCAUGGAAAUAAAUCGGAAACCAUUAGACUUGUCAAAGAAAGGCAAAAGCAGCAUGUGCCUGUAAUAAUUAAAGCUUUUUACCAGCAAAUGUCGCAGAGAUAUUGUAUUUUCAGUGAUAAGCACCAAUUGGAAAGUUCACUGGAAAGUGAACGUAUUGAUCCCUAUGAAGCGGUUGAAUUUUUGCUUGCCGUUUCACCAGAUGACAUCCAAAUAAGAGAGCUUCAAGCAGCAGUUUUGUUUUCAUCAGAAAGGUUUGUGGAAAGUGUGGAUGCUUUGACCCUGACUCUUCAACCCCAAACCAAGACGAACACAUGUAAUGGCUAUCUGGAGCAUCCGAUGUCACCACAGAAAAGAGCUAGUUUAAUGGUGGGCCGGGCAGCCGCCCUUUUCUCAGCAGGCGGGAGAGCAGAUGAAGUCUGCAAAGACCUCAGUGAUGCUUUUGGACUUCACCCAGCGGCCGCGAGACAGCAGUUCCAACGCCUUUUCUCAGACAGUGACAUAGGGGUGGCAGCUUGCAUCCGACUACGUCAACAGGCAGAGAAAGGUGUGACAGAAUUCAGAGAAGCUAUUCUUACGAGGCCCGACCUGCGCUUGAACAAAGGAGUGGAGUUGUUGGAUCCCGUCAUUGCACAGUUACGAACUCUCUGUCACUUAGAGUCAGGUGGAGGAGGUAGGGAACUGCGCGUACGUUUGGCAGAUUGUCUCCUUAUGCGUGGGGAACAUAGAGAAGCCCUUUCCAUAAGCAGCCAGCUAGCCACCGCAGCCCCGGCCCAACAAAGCUAUCAGAACACGGUGCAAGUCCUAAGAGGGUUUUCCCAUCUCUUUACCGACGACCAAAAAAGCGCUCUUGAGGAUUUCCAGGCCGUAAUUGAGCACAAUGCUCCUCAUCCCCCCAGCUGCGUGCGUGCACUAUGUGGUAGGGGUAUCCUCCGUAUGAUGGACGGCUCACAUUACCUGACGGCUCUGGAUUAUAUCACAGCGAGCCGGUUACAGCUGCAGGACACGGCUUUAACCGUGAGGUGCCUGGUACCGUGGAAUUACCGUGGUUUGCUGUGCACCGUGUUGCUGGAACAGGGGAGAGCUAUGCUUGAGGGAACCGGCGAGCAGAAAGCUGACUCAGAUCCCAGAACACAACAAGUACAGGAACACGAGCACAGCAACAACAGUCAAAGGAUUGCAGUUGGUGUGCACGCUCUCGCCCUUCUACUAACCGAGCUGCAACCUGGUGCAGAUGGACCUCAGAUUCUUACAGCAGAUGCUUUGUACAAGCUGGGUCGGGUUGAGGAGGCUUACCGGCUUCUCCUUAACAUUGAGCGCACAGCUCCACGGCCUCCUGUUCUCGCCCGCCUAGCGAUACUGCAGCUGCAUCGCGGCUUCCUUUACGAUGCCUAUCAGCUUUUGAAAAAAUUUAUUAAUUCUGGAGACACUAGCUGUCUGCGCCCACUUCUCUCCGUAACAUCUACGCAAGACCGAGUCCUUUUGGAAAACCAUUGUCACAAUGCCUCAAAACGUAUUCUGUGUGGCCAACAAGCAGAAACUGCCAUUAGGGAAGCUGUGGCCUAUUUGUCCAUCGCCAUUAUGGCCUCAGGUGGUGGAGCAGUAGAUUCACUGCUGGAGAGAGCAAGAUGUUAUGCUUUACUGGGCCAAUGGAAGACGGCAAUCUUUGACUAUACUACCAUCCUAAAGGAGCACACAGAUCAUGUGCAGGCUUUGUGUGGCAGAGGAUUCACUUAUCUUAUGCUAAACCAGCAAAAGGAAUGCACUCAAGACAUACUGGUUGCCCUACAGUCCGAUGCUGAAGAGGUCACUCGGAGCAUGCUGUCCCUUAAAGACAAAGCCCGAAAACUCAUUAGUGAAUGGUUGGGCCAACACUGUCAAAGCAGCCUAGCAGAGAUCCUAUUGGCCAACCCUGUACCCUGCAGGGAGGAGCAUCUUCGUGAGGCCUUUUUGAUUGGUGGAGCACUAAUGAACACUGACUGCAGGGAACCUAGGUGGCACCUCCUGUACAUAGACACACUACUUGCCAAAGGGGAGGUGAAUGCAGCAGGUGGACAUCUUAAGCAAGUGUUUGGUCAGGAGCCUAGGGAGGCCACAGCUAAAGCCAGGUGGGGUGUGGUAAAGGCCUGGGACCAGGACUACACAAUGGCAGCCGACUAUCUGAGUGAGGUAGCUGAGAAAGAACCAGCAACACUGGACUUUCUGAUCGGUCUUAUGCAGAUGUCUCAAAGGAAACGAGUGGCAGAGGUAGCAUCUCAGCAGGCCAGCAGUGUUUCCCAAAGCGGCAAGUGGGAACACGCUUUAGCCCUGCUGACGUUGGCAGGACGAGCGGUCAACGAUAAGAAGCUUCGCUAUCUUAGGCAGCGUGCAGCCUGUCUGUCGCACCUUGGCCUUCAUGAAAGGGCUGUGUAUGAUCUCAACAAGGUCAUCGAAGGUCACAGCUAUGACAAUGGCGAGGAACAUGCGAUCAGGACAGAGGACCUGUGCCGCAGAGGCCGCAGUCUCCUGCUGUGCCGCCGCGAAGAGUCCAGCUUACAAGACUUUUCUCAAGCCCUGGACCUGCAUGAGGAACAGGCUUUGCUGUGUGUGGAGGCUGGCCCCGGAAGACAACGGCUGGCUGAACUGUUUCUGCGCUUUGCCCUGCAGCACUUUGGAGAGCAGCAGCUUGACAAGGCUUGGCUUCUGACAGAGAACGGACUUAAAGUAGAGGGCGAUCAUGCAGAAUUGCGUAGGCUGAAGGCUAGAAUCAAACGAGAGGUCUCAGGUCCAUGUACAGUCCACUAGAGAUUACACAUACUGAGAUGAUUCAUUAUGACAGCUAAUGGAAAGUCCCUUGAUGAUGAUGAGAAUUGCAGCUUUGGGUUAUGGUCAUGAAAAUGUAUGAUGAUUGAAUCGGCUUUUGUAAGACACAUGGGUUUAUUCACGUCACCGGGGCCCCAUUUUGGAGUUAUCACUGAUAUUGAGCUGUGAACUGAAAGUAUACAGAGCGGUACAGUAAAGACCAAUUAAAUCAUCAUACUGGAGAAACAGAAGUAAAACAAGUAUACAUACGAUACCGAAAAAAUCUCACUAAAGAUAUCAGGAACCGUGACUUAUAUAAUUAAUAACACAGAUCCUGCAAAUAGUCGAGUGCCCCUGUAUUGCUGUCUUCAACCAAAUCUUUCGAUAUUGCUAUCUUUUUUUAACAUUUACAGACACAGUACAUUGUAGACA
Messenger RNA from Triplophysa dalaica, 3884 nucleotides. It is a transcript of the gene ttc34, whose product is annotated as tetratricopeptide repeat domain 34. Gene Ontology annotation, molecular function: protein binding. The transcript has 8 exons. NCBI's taxonomy places the organism in Eukaryota, Metazoa, Chordata, Actinopteri, Cypriniformes, Nemacheilidae. The record is from RefSeq and is a predicted model, not a curated record. The coding region runs from base 183 to 3455 and encodes 1090 amino acids.